Messenger RNA from Branchiostoma floridae (Florida lancelet), 2691 nucleotides. RefSeq lists its product as uncharacterized. NCBI's taxonomy places the organism in Eukaryota, Metazoa, Chordata, Leptocardii, Amphioxiformes, Branchiostomatidae. The transcript has 2 exons. The record is from RefSeq and is a predicted model, not a curated record. Bases 694 to 2034 code for a protein of 446 amino acids.
GCUUCUGCUACUAACAAUGACGCACUUUAUAGCCACGGUCGAUGAAGCAGAGCAUCAAUCACCAUCACUCUUUUGAUUAGAUUUACUUGGAAUUUGCAAUUCCUUUCAGAACAACGUUUUCUCCCAUAGAGAUCUCUUUCAGCCACCUCUCCAACUCGUGCCUCGGUUAUAUACGUGCUUGACAUGAAGGCGUUUUCCCUAAACGCUCCACUGAAUCCCCAGUGUCUGCGAAUUUUUAUUAGACUGCGGUGCAACUUGCCACAAAAAGGAUCAGGUAAAUCUUUUCGUGCUCAGGAAUUUUCAUCUAAAUGUAGCUGCCAGCUCGCCUAUAUGUCACAAUUCACUGGAGAUAGCUGAUCGUGGCCUUUCUCUCCCCAAAAGCUAUAGACUUCUUGUCAAGCUCAUUGAGAAAGAAAUUGAAAAAUAAUGAUGAAGCUCGCGUAACACAGAGGUGAGAAUGCGUCGCCCGUUGCGUGCAUCGAUGCCCAGCCCUUGGCAUAUUUAGCGCACGUAUCGCGACCGACUGUCAGAUGGGAAAGUCUACAGAAAAAACGCACUGUAGACUGCAUACAAAGAGACGCCAAGCUACUCAUUUUCCCUCCUCCUCUUCAGCGAAGGAUCUGUGAGACAGGGACAUCAGACGUGAUGGGUAGAAACAGCGGAGAAGCAGUAAUCGGCAUCCCACCUCUGUGAAUGAUAAUGGACUACCCGGUCAGCGGGCGGCGCUGCUUGAAACCUGCAUCCCUCCGUGAACAGAACCAACCAUUUGACUCUGUUUCCAGAAACGUUACGCGCCGUCCUGCCGUGGAGAGUUGGCUGAACCAGUCCUACACACCCGACAUUCUGCAGGGAGGACUGAAUAUGACGUCCAGGCCAGAUUUCCCACCUACACCAUCCUCGGCGCCCUUCUACGAUUUGGACUAUAUGAAGCCGCCGAUCGACCAUAAACGAUAUAUCCUCGUUUCUAUUGCGCUCAUCAUCAUAUUUGGUCUUCUGGCGUGGCUGAUCAUCUUGCUACUAAUGAGAUACCGGGAUCAGCAUGGAAGAUGGUUUUGGAAGCCUGAUUUAGGCAGACUGUUUCGCGGAAGAUUGCAAGGAUGCCGGAAUUUUCUACGAGGCCGCUUCUCGAGGGAUUCAAGCUUCAGAGGCGGCUACCCGCACGAACGUUCAUUUGGCGUGGGGAAUUCGAAUGAAACUGCGUUUAGGGGUGGCUUCCCUCACGAGAGUACAAUAGGAGAUGGCUUUAUUCCGGAGCCCUGUAUGAGAGGAAGCUUCCCACACACACCGACGUUAUCAGAUACACUUCCACGGAAACCCCGCGAAUCACACAUACGCCUACAUCGCUGUUACACGAUAGCCGGGGAUAUACACCCUUGGACAACCGCCCAGGAUUACGGGGCGCAACAGGCUUCAUCAGUUAACGCCGGACGGCGAUUCUCAAGAAGCAGCAGCGUCGAUUCAAGGGACGGUUACCUGCGCAAUGCUACCUCGCAGGCAGACCUAAGAGAUGGCCCGCCCUCCCUACAUCCCGCGCAACCUAUCAUGAGUACAGAGGAAUUUGUACCGCAGUAUGAUCCUUCGAGAAGACCCUCAGGCAACACGAAACGCACAAAAAUUCAAAGGCAAUACUCCUUUUCUUACGAGCAUUACGGGGAGGUUCCAUUAUGGCUUGCAAGCCAUACAUUCAACACGGAACAGAUCGCGGUGCAUAAUUACGGGCAGCCCCCACCGAGCCCACCGGACGACACGCCAACCAUGGACGCCAGGUAUGACGUUAUGUACGAGCAGUACGGCUCAGACGAGCCGCCCGGCGGACUGGAAGCGCACCAAUUAGACACGGCUAUGGUGAUAACUACGGCAGAUCCUCUGACCAUGAGCCCCGAGCAGGCACCUGUGCUGACGUCCGCGGGGACGGAUGCAUCAAACAUGCUGAAGCAGAACUGCACCGUGUGGAUGCAAACCGAGCAUCGCAGACCAGAUCGGAUAUCUCCUGUAAGACAGUCAUCAACAGCCUCAAUAGAAACGACUGUCUGAUCCACUACCUGAUACCUAUUCACAUUUUGAAAAAUAUUGAUAGCUUGGAGAGGGUGUAUUACUAGAUGGUAGAUCCCCAAAAUGGCGAGAGCUUGUAUCUCCUUGGACCAUUCCCUUACUGAUAAUUCUUAUUCAUUUAUUCUACGUAUUGCCUGCUUGAAUUAUUUAGGGUGACAACGUCUUGGAAAGCGGUUUGCCUUACUCUGAAUAUGUUUUCCAUCAGAGGUUGUUGGCAUCAAUAGCUAUUUGAAUCCAUUACAUUCUGAAAAAUAUAAUAUUCAUGGGAAGAAGGAAGUGCAAAUUGUGACAAUGCGUGUGUGAUUGUAUGUCUGAAUAGAUUCACCUACUUACAGCAUAGAAGUCAAGGACAGUAGUCAAGUGUAAUUCAUGUUUGUACCAAAGAGUAGUUUUCUACAGGUGUUGGUACCACAUUUGUCAUGAUUUGUUAAGUAUUAAUCAGGCUAAGAACUGCCUAUACUGGCCUUAACACUGUAGAGAAUAUGUUGCCCCGUCACAGAAUGUGUAGCGGGUGCGUCGAACUGCCGUGGGUUGCUUAAUUGGCUGCUGCAACCAGCGGCAAUAAUGAAGGAUUCUCUGUUGAUGGUUGAUGGCGCCUUCUUUCCAAGGAUAAAAAGAUGGAAAGCCCCUGGUAACCCU